Messenger RNA from Zophobas morio, 2947 nucleotides. RefSeq names its product coatomer subunit beta' (gene beta'COP). The record is from RefSeq and is a predicted model, not a curated record. The coding region runs from base 133 to 2844 and encodes 903 amino acids. The transcript is spliced from 5 exons. Gene Ontology annotation, biological process: intra-Golgi vesicle-mediated transport; retrograde vesicle-mediated transport, Golgi to endoplasmic reticulum; endoplasmic reticulum to Golgi vesicle-mediated transport. Gene Ontology annotation, molecular function: structural molecule activity; protein binding. Lineage: Eukaryota; Metazoa; Arthropoda; Insecta; Coleoptera; Tenebrionidae. Gene Ontology annotation, cellular component: COPI vesicle coat.
CGAAAAUUCUGUCAAAAUUGAAACGUCAACACCAAGUUGUCGGCCACGUAUUUUGAUGUUUUAAAUGGAAAUUGUGUUUUGCUGGAAAUUCAGUAUUAAAAUCGAUUAACGAAACAGUUCUUCAAAUACAAGAUGCCUCUUCGCCUAGACAUAAAACGCAAACUUACGGCACGGUCUGACCGCGUAAAAUGUGUAGAUUUACACCCCACGGAACCGUGGAUGCUCUGUUCCUUAUACAGUGGCAAUAUAAACGUGUGGAACCACGAAAAUCAACAACUGGUCAAAACUUUCGAGGUAUGUGAUUUGCCAGUCCGUGCAGCAAAAUUCGUACCCCGAAAAAACUGGAUUAUUGCCGGUUCAGAUGAUAUGCAAGUACGAGUUUUCAAUUAUAAUACCCUAGAUCGUGUGCAUGCCUUUGAGGCACACUCCGAUUAUGUUCGUUGCAUAGUGGUUCAUCCAACUCAAUCGUACAUUCUAACAGGGAGUGACGACAUGUUGAUUAAACUAUGGAACUGGGAAAAAGCAUGGGCGUGUCAGCAAGUGUUCGAAGGCCACUCACACUACGUCAUGCAAAUCGCCAUCAACCCCAAAGACAACAACACCUUCGUGAGCGCUUCUCUCGACCGCACUUUGAAAGUGUGGCAAUUGGGGGCCUCCACUGCCAAUUUUACUUUAGAAGGACACGAAAAGGGGGUCAAUUGCGUUGAUUAUUACCACGGAGGCGACAAACCGUACAUAAUUUCAGGCGCUGAUGAUCGCCUUGUCAAGAUUUGGGACUACCAGAAUAAAACGUGUGUACAAACUCUAGAAGGCCAUACUCAAAACAUCAGCUCUGUGUGUUUCCAUCCAGAAUUACCAAUUGUAUUAACCGGAAGCGAAGACGGCACUGUCAAAGUCUGGCAUGCCAAUACACAUCGACUAGAAAGUAGUUUGAAUUAUGGGUUUGAAAGGGCGUGGACGAUUUGUUGCCUCAAGGGCUCAAACAAUGUCGUCAUUGGUUAUGAUGAGGGUAGUAUUUUGGUGAAAGUAGGUCGUGAAGAACCUGCCGUCAGCAUGGAUGCAAGUGGAGGCAAAAUAAUCUGGGCCAGACACUCUGAAUUGCAACAGGCAAACCUGAAAGCGUUACCUGAAGGUGCGGAAAUAAGAGACGGUGAACGUUUACCUGUCGCUAUUAAAGAUAUGGGGGCGUGUGAGAUUUAUCCACAAACUAUACAACAUAAUCCAAAUGGACGAUUUGUGGUGGUUUGUGGAGAUGGGGAAUAUAUUAUUUACACGGCAAUGGCGUUGCGUAAUAAAGCGUUUGGUAGCGCUCAAGAGUUUGUAUGGGCGCAGGAUUCCAGUGAGUAUGCUAUUAGAGAAGCGGGAUCAACGGUGCGGAUUUACAAAAAUUUCAAAGAGAAAAAGAACUUUAAACCAGAUUUUGGAGCUGAAGGAAUUUUUGGGGGGUGGUUGCUUGGGGUUAAGUCAGUUUCAGGACUUACUUUCUAUGAUUGGGAUACUUUAGACCUUGUUCGAAGGAUUGAAAUUCAACCUAGAGCUGUUUAUUGGUCUGACAGUGGUAAAUUAGUUUGUCUAGCCACUGAAGACAGCUAUUAUAUAUUGUCUUAUGACUCUGAUCAAGUCCAGAAAGCAAAAGAAGAAGGAAUAACAGCUGAGGAUGGUGUAGAAGCUGCGUUUGAAGUCCUGGGUGAAGUCAGCGAAACAGUUCGUACUGGACUCUGGGUGGGAGACUGUUUUAUUUACACCAAUGCUGUUAAUAGAAUAAAUUACUUUGUUGGAGGGGAACUUGUUACAAUAGCACACCUAGACAGACCUCUGUACGUCUUGGGUUACGUACCAAGAGACGAUAGGCUAUAUCUUGCUGAUAAAGAACUAGGAGUAGUUAGUUAUCAAUUAUUGUUAUCCGUUCUUGAGUAUCAAACGGCUGUAAUGCGGAGAGACUUCACCACAGCUGAUAGAGUUUUACCUUCAAUUCCUAAAGAACACCGAACUAGAGUGGCCCACUUCCUUGAAAAGCAAGGUUUUAAGAAACAAGCUUUAGCUGUAAGCACUGACCCUGAACAUAGAUUUGAAUUAGCUCUAGCUUUAGAAGACCUAAAUACAGCUCGAACUUUAGCGCAAGAAGCUAAUAAUCCCCAGAAAUGGAGUCAAUUGGGUGAAUUAGCAGCUUCAACAAACAAUUUGCAGUUAGCUAAAGAAUGUAUGCAACGCGCUCAGGAUUACGGUGGCUUGCUCCUGUUAGCUACUAGUUCUGGCGACGAGAAUUUAGUUAAAAGUUUGGGAGAAAACACCCACUUUGAAGGAAAACACAAUUUGGCGUUUUUGUCGUAUUUUCUUUUGGGUGAUUUGGACAAAUGUAUGGAUAUUUUAAUUAGUACUGGACGUUUACCAGAAGCUGCUUUUUUCGCACGUUCCUACUUACCUGAUAAAAUUUCGGAAGUCGUAGCUUUGUGGAAGGCGAAAUUGUCGUCGACGAACGAGAAAGCUGGCCAAAGUCUCGCUGAUCCUAAAGAUUACGAAAAUCUGUUUCCUGGAUUAAAUGAUGCUAUUGCUGCGCAGAAGUUUUAUAACGAUGGAAAAAAGGGUUUGCCGUUGGCCAUUAAUGCAAGGAAAAUUACUCCUAACCACGACCGGAACGUUGUGGAUGAAAUGAAAUCUGCGGUAGGAGCGGGAGCGUUUAAUUUGCCACAGACAAGCCAACAAACUCACAGUGAACAGAAAACACCCGUCGUAUUACAACAAGACGAUGACGACGAUCUUGACUUGGAUUUGGAAGGAGUUAAUAUUGAUGAUAAUAUAGAUACCACUGAUAUCAAUAUUGACGACGAUUUAUUAAGUGAUUAAAAUAUUGAAAUUUGCAAGUCUAAAAUUAAUAUUUAAUCGUUAAUGUUUUUUUAUUGUCGAGUAUUUUAUGUAGGUAAUUAUGUAAUUAAAAUUACAUACAGUU